Cladophialophora immunda is the source of this 1467-nucleotide messenger RNA. RefSeq lists its product as uncharacterized. The transcript is spliced from 5 exons. The record is from RefSeq and is a predicted model, not a curated record. Gene Ontology annotation, cellular component: membrane. Gene Ontology annotation, molecular function: transmembrane transporter activity. Gene Ontology annotation, biological process: transmembrane transport. Bases 1 to 1467 code for a protein of 488 amino acids. NCBI's taxonomy places the organism in Eukaryota, Fungi, Ascomycota, Eurotiomycetes, Chaetothyriales, Herpotrichiellaceae.
AUGCAUUCUAAGGCCGUUGAGACGUCCUUGGGCGUGGAGAAGGCUCAUGAUGAGCUGAUUGAUGACGAGGUCGCCCUAGAGAAGCUCUCGGCUUCAAAGACGUAUGAUUACUCUGGAGCAGCAAGCAAGACCGAUCCUGCGGAGAUUGCCCUUGUACGAAAGCUCGACUGCCGAAUCAUGCCUAUGAUCUGGGCGAUGUAUUUCUUGAACUAUCUGGACAAGAACGCAAUUGCGUCAGCCCGCCUCAAUGGGUUGGAAGACGAUAUCGGCCUUACAGGCUCCCAAUAUAACACCUGCAUUUCGAUUCUCUUUGUUGGAUACCUGUUGAUGCAGCUGCCAUCAAACAUGCUCAUGGCAUCCAAAAAGAUUCGACCGUCGAUUUACAUGGGCUGCUGCAUGGCUCUAUGGGCCGUAUGCUCAGCAUGUACUGCCUUGGUCCAGAAUUACCGCGGGCUCGUCAUUGCUCGCUUCUUCCUGGGAGUCGCUGAAGCCCCUUUCUACCCGGGUGCUCUGUUCCUCCUGUCGAUCUUCUACACGAGAAAAGAGAUUGCUACACGUAUUGCAAUUUUGUAUUCGGCGAAUAUUCUCUCCACAGCAUUCUCUGGGUUGAUUGCGGCUGCCAUAUUUUCUACAAUUGACGGAGCGCACGGAAUCGAAGGCUGGAGAUGGCUAUUUAUUAUCGAAGGAGUCGUCACGUUCGGCAUUGCGCUACUGUCUAUGUGGGCGUUGCCAGACCAUCCCUCGUCGACACGCUGGCUUUCCGAAGGUGAGAUGGCAAUAGCCCAAGAGAGGAUUGCUCGGGAUACUGUCGAGAGAACGGAAUCUCAAAGUGCUCUCCAGAACUUGAAAAUCGCAUUUUCUGACCCGCGCCUCUAUCUUCUGGGGUUGAUGCAAAAUCUCCAUCUCUCUUCCGCCGGAUUCAACAACUUCUUCCCCACGGUGGUUGGUACCCUCGGAUUCGACCGCACAGUCACUUUAGUCCUGACAUGUCCGCCAUUUGUGUUUGCAGCGAUUUUUGGGCCCCUCCUUGCGCUCAGCUCUGGAAGAUUCAAUGAGCGGACGUGGCACAUCACCGCUGGAAUGGCUAUAGGGGUGUCCGGCUUUGCCAUAGCAGCGGCGACUCUUAACACGGCUGCUCGAUAUGUAGCGUGUUUCCUGUUCUCGGCCGGUGUCUAUUCCGUCAACUCAUGCAUCCUCGGAUGGGUGUCUGCGACACUCGGACAAACAGCAGAAAAGAAAGCGAUUUCCCUGGGGUUCGUCAACAUCGUGGCCAAUGCAUCCUAUAUUUACACUCCAUAUCUGUAUCCAAGUUCAGACGGUCCACGAUACCUACCUGCCAUGGGAGCCAAUGCUGGCUUCGCAACUGGAACAGUCAUUUGUGCAUGGGGAUUGAAGAUCUGGUUGAUGGCGGAAAACAAGAAAUUGAAAGCCAGCGCCGGGGAUGGUGGACUUGCAUAUGCUUACUGA